Messenger RNA from Rhinichthys klamathensis goyatoka, 1621 nucleotides. RefSeq names its product dysbindin. The transcript has 4 exons. The record is from RefSeq and is a predicted model, not a curated record. Gene Ontology annotation, cellular component: cytoplasm. NCBI's taxonomy places the organism in Eukaryota, Metazoa, Chordata, Actinopteri, Cypriniformes, Leuciscidae. Gene Ontology annotation, biological process: negative regulation of protein kinase activity. Bases 203 to 802 code for a protein of 199 amino acids.
CCGAGGACCCUGAGCAGAGAGACGCGGCCACUGGCUCUGCUGCAGAGGAAGUGCACGACUGAAUCUACAGCCAGAAGUCUCAGAGACAGAGAGGGAGAUGAGCUGUGUCAGAGUCCAGUCUUGCUCUGGGACGGCAGACUGACUGAAACUACCGGGAAAGCACUCAGUUUUCACAGCUGUGCAUCUCUGUCACUCUGGAGUCAUGAGCUCAAAGGGGACGAACCUGCACAACAAACGUCUUCCCUCGGAGACAGAACAUGCACAGAGAGUCCCGGACACAGAGUCGGCCCAGCAAAUGAGGCUGAGAGAGAGACAACGAUUCUUUGAGGAGGUGUUUCAACACGAUGUGGAUGUCUACCUCUCCUCUGCACACCUGCAGAUAGAUUAUAAGAGACCUCCCUUAGGAAGCAUCUCAUCAAUGGAGGUGAAUGUCGAUAUGCUAGAACAGAUGGAUCUUAUGGACAUCUCUGAUCAAGAGACCUUGGAUGUCUUCUUCAGUGCCAGCGGAGAGGAAGGAGCACUGACAUCUCCUCUUCCAGCUCUUGGUCACACUGACAUAAAAGAGGAAGGAUUGCGGAGAAAUGACGUGUCCUUGAGAAUUUCUGACCCUUGUGAGAUCAAAACACGUAUGUUGUCAACUUCUUCAAACUCCACCUGUGACAGUCAGGCCUCCAAUGAGGACGGAUCAAACACUCCUGUCGUCCAAUCAGAUGAUGAAGACAUGCAUGAAGAUAGCCUGUUGCAAACAGGGGUGCCCACAGGCAACAAUGAAGAGUCCCUGCCCUCUGACCUCUCAUUAUAACCUGCCUUGCCAUUUAUUACUGACGGUUUGGGAAAAGUUACAUGUCUAGGUUGAGACUGUUUUAGGGUUGGGUUGAGUAGUUUUAGCCAUAAAUCAAUCUACCGAAGACCUUCAUGAACGUUGCGAAAUGUAACACAUACAAGGCUCAUAUUACGCCACACAGGGAGUGUCACACUUCGACAGACCUGUAUUGUUGUAUUGUCAUUUGCGUCUUAUCAUUUAACUGUAUCAUUUGCUCUUUUGGGGGAAAAAAUAUCUGCAGGUUUAUUGACACCACAUACACACCACAAAUAUUUUGCAAUUCAUUUUUACAAAGAUUGGUGCUGAUCUGUAGUGACACUAAAUGCAAACAGGGGUGCCCACAGCCAACAAUGAGAGACUAAAACUGCUGAGGUGAGUCUCACACAAACAUUUCACCUCAAAUAUUAAAAGAAAACAAAACAUAGAGAAAAUUAAUCCUCUUAUUUAUACCAUUAAAAGGUAUGUUACAUUUUUCAUUUUUGGUUUCAUAAUUUCAUAAGGAAUCAUUUCAUAAUUGUCAUUUUUGGUAGAACUAUCUGUAUAAGGUUUUUUGUAUCUUGGCAUUAUUUUACAUUUAGCAUUUGGUAGACACUUUUAUCCAAAGUGUCUAUAGCAUUGAAGAUAUGCAUUUUAUCAGUUCAUGCAUUACCUGGGAAUCAAACCAUGAUCUUGACGUUGUUAGCACCAAGGUCAUGCUCUACUUUUUACCAUUCUUUCCUCUUUUUUUGUGAUUUGUGUUAAUCUUAAUGGUGAUUCUCAUCAAUGCAUUACUGUAUUUUUUUGUUAUUACAAUAAAAA